This is a messenger RNA of Hermetia illucens (black soldier fly), 5860 nucleotides long. Its product is annotated as synaptogenesis protein syg-2. NCBI's taxonomy places the organism in Eukaryota, Metazoa, Arthropoda, Insecta, Diptera, Stratiomyidae. The record is from RefSeq and is a predicted model, not a curated record. The transcript is spliced from 17 exons. Bases 1312 to 4089 code for a protein of 925 amino acids. Gene Ontology annotation, molecular function: protein binding.
UACCGUGCAGAGCUUCGUUUGUGUGGUAUGGUUUUGUGUCGUAUAUCCGAAACUAAUAAAUAUUUUUGUGUUUAGAAGGAAAAACAGAAGACACUCUUUUGAACAAAAUCAAUUCACUGCCCACCUCCUGAGAUCCUUGAGGGACCCAACCGUAUAGUUUUAGUCCCUAAAUGUCAUGUAGUCGGGUCCGCAAGGUAUUGUCACUUUAAAUUGGAUUUCAAAAUUUAUAUGAGUUCGAAAGUUUAUCUCGUGUCAGUUCGUCCGCGGUUCAAAUCCCCAUCAAGGAUACGGAAAGCAUCACUUGAGUUUACGUUGACCUGAAGCGAUGUCUGAACCUUAUUGCGAUAGUUCUGUGAAUGGAUCUUAAAAGUGUUCGUGGAUGAUGGUGAAAGAUGUGUAAAUGUUGAAGAUUUCAGAUGUUUAGUGCGUAGUAGUGAGUGCGAAGCGAGGUUAGAGGAAUUCAAACAUGAGUUGUCCGGUAGUGAUGUCAAAAUCUGACGAGGUCUUAUGCUGGUGGAAUUCGUCUCAUCUUGUAGGCCUAAUGCAAUACUAAUAGUAUCUAAAUUUGCUAAGAAGUCUUGGUCCAAAAACCGUGCGAAAGAUAGAAAUUAAAGAUAUCAGAUAUGAAGUAAAGUGCAAGUGGUUCAUUCUGGUUUUGUGAAAACACAAGAAUAGAUAAAAAUUUCUGAGUGUGGUUUGAUACAGGAAGUAGUAAGUGUGGCUAGUUCUAGCAGUAACGAUGUGAUGAUUUAACCAAAAAAAAGUGAGUUUUCAAUUGGAUACAUCGAAGCAGACAACUGAACAGCCGAGCUAGAUGGGAGCAGCAAUCCUUACGAUUGCUCUGCAGAUAAACAUACAAACCAUCACCAUAGCACAGUCAACCGCCAUUUAAUUCACCUGCUGGCAAAUUGCUAUCUGAAAUGGCAGCAUCUAAAAUGCACCUUGGAAUUCAUUCAAAAAUUACAAUCAUGAAAUGUGAGGUUUGGCGUAACCGAAAGCCAAAAUAUUUCCCCAUUGCGCUUUAGAAACUCUAGUAAUAUCGACGUAGCCCAGUGAGGCGUGGUAACAAGCCAAAUUGCUCGCUUACCCGUGAAUUAGAAUUUACGUGCAUAUCACUGGCUUCACACUUAUGAGCAGUUUAAUAAAAAAAUACGCACUGCAAACUUCGCUAGUGAAAAAUAUAGAUAUUGCUGUAGAAUGUGCGGAACGUGUACCUGGGAUUAGUUGGUGUUGGACGAGUGCAGCCAGGAUAAUCGUUUCUAUGGUAUAUAGAGCGAAAACGGAUUCUACGGAUCACGGAGGAAGCUAAAAAUGAAAAGCAUGGAACCCACGUUGAGGAUUCUCUUCUAUGUUAUUUCACUUGUACAAUACAUUACGUCUUAUGAACAUGGCGAUGGACACAAGCAAGAUGGCGAAACCCUUAGAGUGCUGGUUAAUGGAACGGCCCAGAUAAAAUGUGAUGUAUCAUCAAAUUUACAAAACGAUCAGGUCCUGCUCGUCGUUUGGUACAAGAACAAUUUGCCAAUAUACAGCUACGAUACGAGAGGAGCCCACGCCGAAACCCCCUCACAUUGGCGAGAUCCAGAGGUCCUUGAGGAGAGAGCGCUCUUCAGAACGGUUCGGGAGCCAGCCGAACUGAUUAUUAACCCUGUUCUGGAAAAAGAUGCUGGCAACUUCAGAUGUAGAGUAGAUUUUAAAUUAUCGCAAACUAGGAAUAGCAAUGUCAAUUUAGAAAUAGUUGUGCCACCGCAACCGCCUAAAAUUUUCAACGAUCGGGGAGAACUCAUAGAUACACCUAGAGCUGGCCCCUAUGAAGAAGGAGGCGAUCUACACCUAAUAUGUGUGGUGAUGGGAGGAUCACCCCCACCCACUAUCACGUGGUCGAUGAAUGGUCAAGUACUGCCGAGCACAACGCUGGAUUACUCCUAUCCGUCAGCAUUAAAUAGUAAAUUAGUGGUGAGGAACUUAUCAAGGAUCCAUCAACAUGCCGUUUAUACGUGCCAGGCUAGCAAUUUCCACAAAAAGGUCGUCUCCACCAAUUUAACAAUAGAUUUGUACCUGCGUCCGUUGAUGGUAGAUAUAUCGUUUAAUAAUCAGCCAAUGUCAGCAGAUAGGAAAUAUGAAAUCGAAUGCCAAGCAAUAGGUUCUCGUCCGCCCGCGAAGAUUACAUGGUGGAUGGGUAAAACUGAACUACAUGCGUUCAAUCAAAAGGUUUCCGCCGAUGGGAAUGUCAGUCUCUCCAUCCUUGCUCUAACGCCCACAAGAGAGGAUCAUGGCAAAGUGCUUAUCUGCCGUGCUACGAAUGAACUAGUCAAAAACGGAGUUCGGGAAACAUCGAUGAAGUUGAAUGUAUUCUACAUACCAACGAUUCAGCUUGACUUGGGAUCAAAUCUGAACCCAGAAGACAUCGAGGAAGGUGAUGAUGUUUAUUUUGAAUGCAAGGUGAACGCCAAUCCAGCUGCAUACAAAGUGAUAUGGAAGCAUAAUAACCAAGUAAUACAGCAUAAUUCCAAAGUGGGCGUGAUAGUGAGCAACGGUGAUUUGGCUUUGCAAGGGAUAACGAGGCAUCAAGCAGGGAAUUAUACUUGUACAGCAUCAAAUGUCGAGGGAGAUGGUGACAGUAAUGUGGUCGAACUAAGAGUAAUGUACAAACCAAUUUGUCGUCCGGAUCAGAAAAAAAUUUAUGGCGUUGCUCGAAAUGAAGCUGUUGAAAUAACGUGCGAAGUGGAUGCCUACCCACCACCGGAGACUUUCAAAUGGUCGUUCAAUAACACGGCGGAAACUUUUGAUAUGCCUCAGAGUGGAUUUCGGAUACAUUCAGCACAGGCCUCGACGUUAACCUACAAACCGGUCAAGGAAAUGGACUUUGGGACGAUAAUGUGUUGGGCAGAUAACGUCGUAGGACAGCAAAGUCAUCCUUGUGUAUUCCACCUAAUCGCUGCAGGCAAACCAGACAGUCCUUACAAUUGCAGUUUGGUUAACCAAACUUCGGAAUCAUUAGAGGUCGAAUGCUCGGAAGGAUUUGAUGGCGGUCUGCGACAGUGGUUCAUUAUGGAAAUUUUCGAGGAGGACACCGGUAUCCUGCAAGCCAAUGUGUCGUCCCGGUCUGCAAAUUUGUCGGCAAACGAUUUGGAUGCUGGAAAAUUGCUGAAAAUUUUCAUUUAUGCUGCCAACGUGAAGGGACGCAGUGAAGCGGUAACCUUGGAGGGUUUCACGUUAAAACCUGCCGAAAAACAAACAGUUCCUCUAACUUCUUUCAAAGGAUCACUCAACAACAGCUUCGAACUCACCCCCAUCCUGUCAAUUGGAAUAUUUAUCGGCAUCAUAACUGCGCUGUUGUGUAUCGCAUUAGCAACAGUUGCGGCACUGAAAUUCCGGUCAAGUAAGCAACAACAAAAAUACCAACAGCAAAAAGGAAAGGCGAUGACAUUCUCACGACCAGGAAAUCUGCCCAUUAAGGAUAAAAUUUCGCUACCGCUUAGUCAUUCAGAGGAAAUGUACGACGAGAAGAACCCCGAUGUAGUGCCAUAUAACGGAGAAGCUGAAUACAAAUUGAAAUCGGCCACACAAACACCUUCAGGACUAAAUAUUUCACGGACGAGUGAAUCAGAUCUACUGGCAAGCUCAAAUGAGGAAAGAAAAGUCUACAAUCAAAAGUCGCAAAAUGACGAGCUACACUACGCCGAACUUGCCCUGGCCGUAUCAAAAAGCUCAAUAGAGCAACAAUGCAAUAAUGCCAUACUAUCUUCUAGCUGUAGCGGUACCUUAGUGAAGAAAACGCCUGCCUACGACUACUUUGACGAACCAACGAUAUACGCUCAAAUUGAUCAUUAUAAAGCGGCACCGGUGCCGCAACAAUCGCAUCCACCAUUAGUAUCACCACCUUCCCAAUCGUCCUUGGUGCAGACAGCGCUCCCCCAUAAUCAUUGUUCCGGCCCGGGAAGCGGGACCGCAUCUGUGGGUGUUUCGCCAAAUUCUGUUAAGCCAAUUCCUCUCACGUCGACUGCAGCUACAGCCAAGCCCUUUUCACGGGAAAUAGUCACGGUAAGGACACCGAUCCUGUAUACGCAACAGGAGAGCUGCGUGUAAUUGCACAAUAUAUUUGAGGAUCAUGAAAGUUGCACAUUCGCAAUGUUUAUGUACACCAAGGAGAGGGAAGCUGUAACGAAUAAGUGAGAUAGUUUGUGUAGUCAAAUUUUUUAAACCAAAAAAAAAAUGAACGAAAUUUAUCUAGGAUAAUUAAUUUACGUUGAAUGUUGGUUGGGUAUGAAAGCAAGACUAUUUGAAUGUUUGAGCGAAAGAAAGGCAAAAGGAUUGAACUGUGUGUGUCAACACUUUGGAUAAAUGUUCAGAUCGACAUUGAGGGUAAGCAGAACCAGGUCCCAGGUGGUCCUUUUGGUUUUGUGAAGAUAUUUCAUGCUCAGUGAUUUUGUUUGUGAUUCCUUGAGAAACCUUGCAUGCCAAGGCUGACAAUUUUUCUCAAUAUAAAAUUUUAUAUGUCCUGAAAUAGGAGAGCAAAAGCUCGGCUCAAUAUGGUCGAUAAGUUAUACGUUACGGCUCGGAAAAUGAGGUGACAGAAACGACCUUGAAUUUUUAAUUCAAAGAAGUUAGCGUAUUUGGAGUGGGAGAUAUUUGCCACAAUUAUACGAAAAGCAUUUAUCCAAUGUGUUCAUGCAAUAAACCUUCGCCGACUUUAUUCGAGAUGAUGAUAAAAGGCAUUUUUUACUUUUAUAUAUUUCCUUAUUUAAAUAGUACAACCAAAGUCGACUUUCCUUCGUCCGCAUUAAAUAUCUUUAUCGCAUGAUUUUAAGAUGGAUUUUAUGCGUGUAGCGUGAAAAGCUGUUCCAUGGCUGUCGGAUCAAUUCUCACAUGAACAAAGACUUCAUUAUCGAAAAAGAAAUUAUCAAGUAUGAAUUGCACCUGUAAAUAUCUAAUCCCAUCAGCAACAAUAAUUUUAAGUUCAUCUACAAAUAAAACCAUGAGAUACGCUAUCAUUUCAUCUGAAAUCGAAUUUAUUUAAGCAUUAUCACAGUAGCCAUAUCAGUUUCGAACUAUUAGAAAGUCGAUUCCAUAUCGAUCGAAUUGAAUUUGAUCAAUUAGUGAAAUAUUUACUUUAAAUCCUUUUUAUAAUUUUUAUGAGAGUAUUUUUACUAUUAUUAGAUUUUAUACAAUGUUUUGUUCUGUUGAAUUUAGCUAUUCUAAUUAUAAACAGAAAAUUUAAAAAAAAAGCAUAAAAAGAAGAAACCAUGCCAUAGAAAAUUGUUAUGAAUUUUAAAAUCACCAAGUAACAGAUCCAAAAGACAUGAGAUUAUGAAUUGAAACAAAUUACGACGACUUAAAUGUUCCUUCCUUAUACCAAGGUAUAAAUAAAAUAAUUAACAAAAAAAGAAAACAAACAAAAGAAAAACCAAAAAAUACAUACAAAUACAAAUUGAGAAGAAAAAAAAAUCAGUGAAAAUAAAUAAAACAAAAAUACAUAUUACAUAAAUCUUAUCAAGACUAGAUUAAGAUAAGGCGAUCAAAUCCAAAAUGGAAUAUCUUUUUAUCUUUCAUUUUAGAUAGAUUAAAAUUAACAUCAGUAAAAAUCAUCAUUCAUUAUACAAGGAAACAAUACAUUCUGUAAAUAGUAUAAAUAAAUGGAAUAACGGUAAUGGAUAAUGUAUUGGAAUGAGAACAACAACAAAAAAAAACUAGUUAAAAUUAAGAAAUUCUGAACGAAAUAAGGAAAUAUAUUAAAUAAAUCCAUAAAGAAGAAGAAUUCUAAUUUGAAUUGGAAUUUAUGUAAGAGAAAUUUUCUUGAGUGAUUUAUAAAAGGAUCUUAUUGUGUAAAAUAUAUGUUAUAUACAUGAGAUAUCGAGAA